UAGGUCAUUUGUAUCGUACUUUAUUCAAUAAUGUCAUUGUUCUAUCUUUUGUAACUAUUUCAGUCAAUUACUUAGAAACUAUAUAAUAACUAUAAAUAUAACGCUGUGAGUCAUUUAACUUUUACAUAUUUCAUUUCUUUUUCGUUUGUGUAAACAGUUUGACAGUGUUAAUUGAGGAACAAAAAUAAAAACGAUAAAUGUCAGUUAUUUUUGGAUUUUACAUUUUUCAUUUCUAUUUGGAUAUAGAUAGAUUCUUUUCCUGGGACAUACACUCCGGCAGUUUUACGUAGAAAGAACGCCUCGUUAUGAAAAUGGCUUUAGACAUUCCUAACACAUUUGGAUAUGGAAAACUUAUUAGCAAAGGAGGGAAACUUUGUGGCCCAGAAGAGCUGAAAGAGAAGGAACGUAUUGGCUUAUAUUUCUCGGCACAUUGGUGUCCUCCCUGCAGAGGUUUUACACCUAGACUAGCGGAAUACUAUCAAAUGUAUAAUAGUAAAAGCAGUCAUGGAAAGCUGGAGAUAGUGUUUGUCAGUUCUGAUCAAAAUGAAAGAGAAUUCAACGAAUAUUUUGCAGAAAUGCCUUGGAUAGCACUGAAGUUUAAGGAGCGUGAUACAAAGGUCAUGCUGGAUAAAAAGUAUGGUAUUUCAGGAAUACCAACAUUCGUCAUUCUGGAUAAUAAUGGAAAUCUUAUUACCAAAAAUGGGCGAGGGCAAGUGCUAGAAUAUCUAAAUGGUGACUAACCAUGGAAUUAAGAAUAAUUUCCGGACAAGUAUUGUGUGCAAAAUGUUAUUAUUUCCUGUUGCAAACAAAACAGGAAACUAACAAACAAUGAAUAUUACAUGUUUAUUGUAUUGUGCUAAUAAUAUACUGUACAUUGGCUUACACUUAUCUUUCAUAUUUUUGUCAAUUUCCUGUGCAAUUCAAAUUUUGAAUUUGAUAUGCCGAAGCUGACAUUCAUACGAGAAAUAUUAUAAGAACAACUGAGGUUUAAUUACAUUUUGUAUUUACUUAGAUUCAUUUACAUUUUCACUUCAUAUUAUUAUUGAUAUACUUUUUCCUGUUUUCUAUAAAAAAGAAAAAAGUGUUGAGUAUUUUAGAGCCGGACGCUACGCCUUUCUCUAUGAGUGUGUCUAACGGAACAGGUGGAAGAUUAUGUUGUAGUAAAACGCAAACGGAAUAAACUUUUCUUACAUUUAGUUUAUAAAACAUGUAUACUGUAUGAAAGGAUGAACAGCUAAACAAUUAAAAGAAAAAAUGGCAAAAAAUCAAACCAAAACAUUUUUUCAACAUUUCAAAAGCUGAACUAUGAAAAUAAUAUCAUUUUGAAAAGGUUAAACUGGAGAAUUCCCAGGCAUCCGUCUCCUGUGUAUACUGACCAAACAAAAGCAAAACUAUAAAGAAAUAUACAUGUAUAUCAAAUAUUUAAAAAAAACACCUAUAUACAACUAAAAUGCAGAAACAGUACUAAUCUAAGAAUAGUCUCAAUCAAACAAGCCUACUAUUUAUUUGCUUGGCCACGACAUCUUCCUAUAGAUCGUAAUUACAAUCACAACAGAAGACUUUUUAAUGCCGCGUGGUGGCUGCAAAAGGUCUCCGCGUUCGUAGAUUCAUCCUUGUUAUAUUUUCUUGUCCUUUGGGAUCAUAGAGUCCAUUCGAUUUUACUGUACUAGAAUUCCGCUUGAACCGAUGCUAGCUGGUGUGAGGGGUGUUGUACAUUUCAUUACAUCUCAUUUACAGACUCCAAUGACUCCAAUGCUUCCAAUGGAUCGUCUAAUAGAUUUUUGAUAAGCAUUGACAGAAAAUAUAGUAAGCCGUUCAAUCAAAUUAUACAUUAUCCAACGUGUUCGAAAUCGUCAAAGAAAUGUGACCGAGUAGCGCAUGAUAAUAAAACGAUCGGCAUACACUUUAUUUGACUUGCAUGAAGAUCAAACUAUAUUAAUAUUAACGGUGGUCAAUACAAACAUAAUUAUACCCUUAAUUAACGAAAAUAAAGCAACUGACAAUUCAUAGAAAACGUGUCAGCCUUUUUACUUUGUGAAUAUGAUACUUUUUACAUAAUUUGACACUUUCAGGUAAAAAGAAAUCUGAGUCUUUUUAGUAAUUCUUGAUUCCUGAUUAACUUAACAUAAUUUGUAUUCAUCGCAUUCAAAACGAAGUGAAAAUUUUAGUUAAAGUGAAUCGUUCAUACUUUUCAGUUAAACUUGUUUCUCUCAAAACUAAUGUGUAAGUACUGAGAAAGCAAUCAGUGUUACUAACGAACUGACAUACGAUUUUGCAAAACAUCUUAAUACAUUACCGAAGAAGGUAAACCGUUUGUAAUGCUUUUGAAAUAACUGAGGAAAUCAACAGUCUUCUUGCUUUUCUAGCAAUAUGUUAUACUAACUUUGACUUAUUUUAUGAUUUCUCAGAAUCAUUUUAUUCAAAGCUUGUUGCUGAAACUUUUCAACAUAACUGUGAGCGAGAAGCUUUAGUACACCCGAUUAAUAAUUAUGUCUCCCACCACACAGUGGUGUGGGAGACAUAUUGACUUACUCCAGUCUGUCUGUGUGUCUGUCUGUCUGUCACAAAUCUUGUCCGCACUCUAAGUCGAUCAUUUCUCAUCCGAUCUUCACCAAACUUGAACAAAAUGUGUUUGACCAUAAGACCUCGGCCAAGUUCGAUAACUAACUAAAUCGGUCUAGGCACUUCGUUAUGUCCCUUGAAUUACAGAAAAUCGGUCUUUUUACUCUUGUCCGCGCUCUAAGUGGAACAUUUCUCAUCCGAUCAUCACUAACCUUGAAAAAAAUGUGUUUGAACAUAAGUCCUUGGCCAAGUUCGAUAACUAGCCAAAUCGGCCUAGGCACUUUGGAAUUAUGGCCCUUGAAUUACCGAAAAUCAGCCAUUUUACUCUUGUCCGUGCUCUAAGUCGAAUAUUUCUCAUCUGAUCUUCACCAAACUUGUACCAAAUGCUUUUGACCAUAACUCCUCGGCCAAGUUCAUUAACUAGCCAAAUCUCACUUCAGAAUUAUGGCCCUUGAAUUACCCAAAAUCGGCCUUUUUACUCUUCAAAGGUAUAUUUGUAGUGAGUAAACAGUAUAUAAAUACUGACUUGCUAUUUAGAUGAUUAGGCAGUUGUGGGAAACAUGCGCUUUUCUCAAAAGCAGCUCUAGUUUCCAAGUGAAGUUAAAUAUUUAUUUUAAGAAGUUAAUCAUGCGCUUGGUUACGUUGUUUUAUGAACAUAAUUAUGUGAGAGUAAUUUGUAUGCACCACCAAGCACUUGCAUGCGCCUAGAUAAAAAUGAUGAAAUAAUUUACACUUAGAUUAAAACAAUACAGGCAGCUCACAAGUGACAACAUGUUAUAUUAGCAAUUGUAUUUAUAGAUUUUUCACCAAAAGCUAAUAACUUCCUGCGUUAGAAAACCAUUAAGGUUAUUUAGGAAUGUAAAAUGUAACAAAUAUUUAUUUAAAAAGACAAUAUCUAUAUAUAUUUAUAGUAUGUCAGAAUUAAUGCAUUGCAAAUGGUUAACCUCUGUUGACUUGUUGCAAGCUUGACCAUAAAUUAUUUUAAAAAGCGUAACUGAAACACACAAUCCUCUAAGUUACCCAACUUACCUGAUUUUUUGGGCUAUGAGACCAAUCUAAUCUUAGUAAUAAGCUAAUUCAACGUAUUAACAUGGAUAGGUUUCACUGAAUUGUAAAUACCUGUAAAGAAACUUCCGGGAUUUAAUAUUUUAUUUUUUAAGACACAUGUCUGUGUUUCAAGAUGAAAAUUGGACAUGAAUAUAUAAGAUUUAUUUAACUUUAUGGAUUAAACAAGGGGUCUGAACACAAAUUAAGAUUUGAAAACAACUGAUUUCAAUUUGCCGAUAAAAUAUGACAAAACAA
Molecule: messenger RNA, 3864 nt
Organism: Mercenaria mercenaria
Lineage: Eukaryota; Metazoa; Mollusca; Bivalvia; Venerida; Veneridae
Product: nucleoredoxin-like
Exons: 3
Coding region: 306-740 (144 amino acids)
Source: RefSeq, a predicted model, not a curated record